AUGCCAGAACCUAAUAAUCCUCGCUACUCGGUCGCAACAACUCAGUCACGCCCUGAGCUUCUUGGGUUACAGACGCCCAUGAAAUUUCCGUCGCCUCGCUUGUCUGCUCCGCCUGCCAUGGGGAAUUUUGACUUUGAAGAAGCCAACAAGUCAGAGCGACUUGUUCUUAGCAAAUUCAUUCUUUACGAAACGAAAGCGAUUGAUCGCACCUCGGUUUCCGAACUCAACGUUAUAGAAGAUGAUGCGAUAUACUCUAAACAAGAGAUUAAUGACAUUUUAUCCGGUCUCGGAGAAGGAAAUAGAGUCACCGGAGGUCUGAAUAAGGUAUUGGAGGCGUAUGGAAUAGUAGGAUUUAUCAGGUUUACGGAAGGUUUUUAUAUGUCUUUAAUAAUGAAAAGAAGUCCGGCAGCCUUGAUCGGUGGUCAUUAUAUAUAUAAUAUUGACGAAACAAAGCUGUUGAGCAUAAAUUCUCAGAGUAAACCCGAAAAGAAUAGCGAAGAGCAAAGGUACAUUUCUACAUUUCAGAACGUAGAUCUCGCCAAGAACUUUUAUUUUAGCUAUACGUACGACAUUACUCAUACGCUGCAGCAUAACAUGACUCGUCCUCCGAAUCGUCGUAACUUUUCAUACAACGAAAUGUUCGUAUGGAAUCAUUAUCUGCUCGAGACUGGAUUCAGAAGCUUAAAAAACCAAUCUGAUUGGAUAUUACCCGUAAUCUAUGGCUUUGUAACGCAAUCGAAGAUCUCGGUUUAUGGGCGUAACAUUUUUUUAACCCUCAUCGCGAGACGGUCUCGUUACUUUGCUGGUGCCCGAUUUCGCAAGAGAGGAACGAAUGAUCAGGGUUACGUUGCAAACGACGUCGAAAGUGAGCAAAUCGUGGCAGAGAUGUCGACAACUUCAUUCCAUUUUUCUGGAAACAAGCUGUUUGAUAAUCCAAAUUAUUCUUCCUAUGUCCAACAUCGUGGAUCAAUACCGCUUUUUUGGUCGCAAGAUUUAGCGAAUAUGGUUCCAAAGCCGCCAAUAUCAAUCAAUUUCCGAGAUCCAUUCUUCUCGGCUGCCGCAUUACAUUUUGACAAUAUGUUUAAAAGAUACGGUGCACCUAUAAUAGUGUUGAAUCUAAUCAAGAUGAAGGAAAAGAACCCGCGCGAAUCAAUCCUAGGUGAUGAAUUCGCUGCGACAAUCGAAUAUCUGAACCAAUUUCUGCCUCCUAACUGUCUCAAAUAUGUUGCGUGGGACAUGUCUAAAGCCAAAAAGAGCGAUGUAGAUGUAAUCGGUACCAUGGAAAAGUUUAGCGAAGAAUUUAUUGCUGAAACUGGAUUCUUUCACAGUGGUCCAGAGCCGUCUAUAAAUGUGUUGAGAAGAGAAGAGAAAGAGGGCAAGCCGCAAAGCCGUCGUCGUUCUUUCCGGCAGAAUGGUGUAAUUCGCACAAAUUGUAUUGACUGUCUUGAUCGCACGAAUGCAGCCCAGCUUAUCAUUGGCAAAUGUGCCUUGGCGCAUCAGCUUUAUGCACUCGGCAUAAUUGACACACCGUCUAUUCCAUAUGACUCUGAUGUAGUCAAUAUGUUGACAGAGAUGUAUCAUGUACAGGGAGACACUAUAGCUUUGCAGUAUGGCGGAUCAAACUUAGUGAGUACUAUGGAUGCAUACCGGAAAAUCAAUGCUUGGUCAAACCAAUCGAGGGACGUUAUUGAAAGUAUAAAAAGAUAUUAUAAUAACGCUUUUACUGAUGCUGAGAAACAAGACGCUAUAAAUGUCUUCUUGGGUAAUUUCGUUCCGCAGAAAGGCAAGCCGUCUCUGUGGGAACUUGAAAGUGACUUUACGUUGCACUUUGAAGAUCCCAGGUUUAGGAGACCAAGAAGAAGUUAUAUUAAUUGGUGGACAAAAGACGCUCUCGUACUCAAUGAAGGCAAAGAAGACAGCUUGUCGCAACAGGAAAUGAUUCCGCGUAGAGCCCCUCAAUACGAAGAUGAAAAUGAUCCAUAUACUGGAUAUUGGAUCGAACACUACAGACCGAGCGAACUCACGUCGUUUUCUAAACUUUUCGCGUACAAUAUUAAUAGCACGGCUCCAAUCAAAGUACCAAACGAAAAUUACGAUUACAGUCCAUUCACGGUAAGACAAGCACAGCAAAACAGGCUGAUCAUCCGUGGGGUAAGGAAUUGGUUCGCUGUGCCUACUACGCCAACACAAGAGCAAGCAUCCCUUAAUCCGAACGUAUCAGCGACUGAGGAAAAAGAGUAUAAGCGCUACAUUAAGCAAUUUCGGAAUGUUGCAUUAGCAUCAACACCAACUGGAAAUGAUGAUCCCUCUCUUACCAACCAUUCGGAUUACCAUAAUUAUUUCAACUAUGCACAUAUUGCGGAUGGUGUCGAUCCAACUAGAGAUUUGCAUGUUCAUUCGUACGAUCACCAAGUUUACAAUACACACAAAGAACUGCCAACAAAGGUGGCGGUCAUGCAAACAGUUGGUAAUCAGUAUCACAGCAAUAGCGCAACAAAGAAUAGGUAUAAAGAUUAUGAGAAUUGGAUAAAGACAGGCAGACUCGGCGCUAAUGGGAAAGGAAGAAAUCGUGGCGAUAGCACGAGUAGGAAAGGCAGUCAUCGGGAUAAAAUCAAGAAUCUUAACAAGGAUAUUUAA
Molecule: messenger RNA, 2637 nt
Organism: Paraglomus occultum
Lineage: Eukaryota; Fungi; Glomeromycota; Glomeromycetes; Paraglomerales; Paraglomeraceae
Source: the annotation of a GenBank genome assembly